Molecule: messenger RNA, 2244 nt
Organism: Colletotrichum higginsianum IMI 349063
Lineage: Eukaryota; Fungi; Ascomycota; Sordariomycetes; Glomerellales; Glomerellaceae
Exons: 2
Coding region: 1-2244 (747 amino acids)
Source: RefSeq, a predicted model, not a curated record
AUGACGAGCCCGGGUACCAAACGCCGCUCGGGUCGGGCUGUGUCUCCGACGACCUCACCACGGCCUGCUCUUGCAUCAUCGAACUUGAACACAUCGGCCUCGUCACUGUCCGAUCUCCAAAAUACCCCAGUCCUCCCGCCAUCAUUACGGCGCCUUAUCUAUCAGACGCCAGGCCGCAGGAGAACACGAUCUCGAUCGCGGACUUCUGGAAAAGACGCCACUCCUGAUCGGCAUUCCGUGGGGCAGAACACCGGCUCGUCGCAAAAGGUACGGUUCUCUUCGCUACCUUUAUCGAUCAAGCAGUCCCCCGAGCCUGAGGAAGUCACCACACCUAGACGGCGGCUCUUUGGCCAAACCCCGGCUAGAAAGACGGCUAGCGAGAGCCCCCCCGGGUCCCCGUUGGCUGGCAUUCCGCCCGGCCUGCUCUCAUUGCGGAAGAGCCAGCCAUCGGGCACGCUGAAGCGCGACAGCUCGGGGGAGACAAAGACCAACGAGAACCCCAACAGACUGCCGUCUCUUCCAAGCCUACCCAGCUCCCCGAGUAUUCCACCAUCUCCUUCGACGGCGAGAAAGCGGCCUACUCUUGCCAGGGAUGCAGUCAUUAAAGGCUCUGACGAUGAUGACGAUGAUGAUUCGUUCUCCGACGAUUCAUUUCCUGACCUUGACAUGCUGGGACCGACCAAACCGAGGCUAGAUGGGACGCCAAAAGCCAAGAGACGGGCUAGGAUGGUGCACAAAUCACCUCUUACCAUUCAGCCGAAGCACAAGUUCGAUUUCAAGACGCUGGACGCACACUCAAGGCGACAUGAUGUGCUUUUUGACAGUCCCAAGCGGCCAGCUGCUUCCGAAGUGGUGGAAGAUUUCGAUGCCAGCCCUAGCAAGGCGCGCCAGAAGUUGAUCGAAAUUGCUGGCGUCAAGAACGAUGAGGAUGCGGACAAAGCGAUGAAGGCAAUGGAACGGACAGAUGCCGGUGCAUCCAGAAAUAACUGGUAUUUCUUCAAAAAAGAUGUCAAUUUCCCAGGCAAGCGUGCUACUUUUCCGAAGAAGUACGCAAAGGGACCUUGGUCGUUCCUCGAAAAUGCGGAAACGCGAGACCAACACAUCAUGUCCGGGAUGCCUGCUAGUCUGGCAACUACCAUUGCACCUCCAGACGAGUUGUACCUCUGGGUUUUGGACAUGGUCAACGUCGAAGAAGUCGGCGUUAUCCAGGAGGAAUACCUUCGGUUUGCUGCGGCCAACAGGAAGCAGGUCAAGCGUCUCGUCACACCCCAGCGGAUCGAAGAGGUAUUGCGCAAGUUGGGUGCCGCAGAUCAUAUUGUUGACGAGGUACUCAAGCCGGUGCGAGAGAUUCGGGAUGUUUAUGCCAAUCGCGACUGGAAACAUCUCCAGUCGUUCCUUGUAUGGCUCUACUGGGUGGCAGCACAGCUCAGCCACGAAUCAGUGGUUCUCGCCGUGAAGAUGCUCUUGCGUAUGGCGGCUGACAGGGCAAUCCAUGAGAAUGCGGAUAUCCUCACAUGUCAUCGACAUGCCAUGGAAGGCUUGGUGAACUCGGUCGAAGACGGCUUUUGGGAUGAUUUUUGCGUCGAGAUCUGCUCGUCCCUUUACCAUGGAUUUGACAAGACCUCCUUGCGGAUGUUGCCGCUUGUCUGUCUCCCGGUCACCUCGCCAAAGCUCCAUGAGCUGCGGAGACGUCUGGCGGUUGCGUUUUUCCUUCGGGACGCAGCUCUGGCUAGCGAACACCCCGACGAUGCCAUCUCUUUACACCUCGUCAUUGCUCGGGUCAAGGAUAGUGACUUUCAGGUCAAUAACAGGACCGACUACACCGACCUCAAGGCUCUGGUGCAGCUUCUCGACAUGGCCGUGGACGACGGCUCCUUUGUGCAUAGCAAAGGCGGCCGAGAGCACGAGGCGAAGUUCAACGCAGAGAUUGACGAUCUUGCGAGGCGUCUCAAGGCCAUCUGGCGUGGCAUCAACGAUACUGGAGCCGCAAACCUAGCGCGGACAGAGGCCAAGAGCGUUCUCGAAUGGGUUGGGGAGCGUCUGAAUUACUCGGUCCGGACCAGACGCCCGCCUACACAGAGCAUCUUUGGAGACCAAGGACCAUCGUCGGCGAAAAAGAGGCGGCAGCAAGAGUUCAUGCACCAGUUCGUCCACUCAAGGAAAAACAAGCCAGCUGAGACGACGGUUGUCGGGGCCGAGUCUUUGCCAAGCGAGGACGACACAUGCAUCACGGCGCUCGGCUAG